CGAACCUUGGGACAGGCGUCUCCCGCGUAGGAAGGUAUCCUGCCUCGUGCUGUGCGGCGUCUUGGAAGGUCGAUCAACGAGAAGAGCAAAAAGGGGCGACCGACCGCCGCGAUUCCGCGCUGAAGCUGAAACCAGCUUGUAAUCGAACAAACACACACGAGUCUGAACGGUGCCAAGCCUCCGGCGCCCGGAGCGUGGCAUUGGGGCGGCGGCCGAACGGCCGCCACGAGGGGCCCAGCACCAAUCCGGGAACGCCGUGCGGAGCUUCGGAAGCCUUUUAUGGUUGACACGAAAGACCCUCUGGGGUUAGGGCACUGACGAUCAGGGUGCGCAUGCACGGCCGGGACCACAGUGCCUUGUCGAUGUCGGGAAGGCGACGCGGGCGCGCACCGAGGCCCCGCGAACCCCGCGAACACCGCGCGGCUGCACAGCAGGAGAGGGAGGAGGGACAGGAGUGGGACAAGGAGGAUGACUGGGUGAGCAGGAGCAGGAUCGGGGAUGGACAGCCUGGAAAAUAACGGCCGCGGCGCCCUCUCGAGAACCGAAAACGGACAAUUCACUAAUCGACGUGUCACUGUUGGGGGUUCUAUCCACCCCCGACAGGAAUGGACAGCAAAAACACGUGCACAAACAAACACUUCCGGAGCUCCGAACGGAGAUCUUGGAUCGUCGCUGGACCCACCUGGCGGCGCCUCCAGCGCUUCGCCCGGUGGGCUCCGCGCGCCAGUGAGGGAAGGUCCAGCGCCAAUCCAAGAAAUCCGCGCGGACCUCCGAAAAGAAGUUCGUGCGGCUUCUUCGUCUUCGAAGGACUGGAGGGAGGAAGAAGGAUGACGAGGACAAGGAGGGGUGCACAACUGGGCCCGUAGCGCAAAAAAGCCAGAGGAUUGAUGGCAACCGUGUCGCGCCACCUCCGGCCCGUGGCGCCGGGCGAAACCCUCCAGCAAUGCGCAACGCGCACUUGCCAAAAAGCACAGAGGCUACGUGGAGGAUCAGGAGGGGAGAUGAGGGAUGAGAGAGAGGAGGAGGAGAACGACGAGGAGGACGAGGAGGAGGCGGAGGCCGACGAGGAAGGCAUCACGCCGUCUGUGGACAGCUUAGCCACAUCGUUUGGGGGGGGGGGCCCGCGUGCAGGGCAGAUCCCGCCAGGCAUCUGUGUGCGACAAGAAAGCGCCUGGCGGCACGAUCAGUCGGCGAAGCCGCCGCCCACAAGGGUCACGCGCGCUUACAGAGGCUGCCGAGUGAGAGCAGAGCGCUCCUGCCGAGUGAACCACUGGCGAUUUACUCCCUCCCUCCCCC
Molecule: messenger RNA, 1296 nt
Organism: Prorocentrum cordatum
Lineage: Eukaryota; Dinophyceae; Prorocentrales; Prorocentraceae
Source: the annotation of a GenBank genome assembly